CAUUUUGGAGGACAAAGCCUUGAACUCCUUCGAUCAAAACUUUCAAAAAUUCGCUUAAAAUGGUCAAUUUCUGCGCCGUUUAUGGCUGUUCAAAUCGUUCUAAUCGCGAGAAAAACCGAAGUUUCUUUCGAAUCCCAGCGAUAAUUUAUCAUUCGGACGAAAAAACGAAGAAUCUAAGUCGAGAGAGAAGACAAAGAUGGCUGGCGAUGAUCCAAAGGCAAGACUUGACUGACUCGCAGAUAGUAAGCACAAGAAUCUGCAGUGAUCAUUUUAUAUCCGGGAAACCUUCAGCUUUGUAUGAUACAUUAAAUAUUGACUGGCUUCCAACACUCAACAUUGGUACAAACAUAGACAGAAGGUACAGGAAAGGGACAUACUCAAGAAUCAAGCAACRAGGAGAAAAGCGAAAACGAGCCGACACUGCAGACACCCUUCUUCAUCUUUCCCAGCCUGCUGCUGUCCCAAUCCUAGAUCUACCAAUUGUGACCUUAAAGGAAGAAGAUGAUGACAGACCUUUCAAGUCCUGUGCCGCUAUGACUUGUGUAACAAUGUCUGAUAUCGAAAGACUUGAAAGAGAAAACUUCAACUUAAGGGAAGAGAAUAGAGAUCUGACUGCAAAGUUAAGGACACUGAUGCGUUUGGCAAUGGUGACUAAUAGAGAUAAAAUUUUAGGACCACCAUUGUCAGAUACUCAGCCAGUGGAAGUGUUACAACAGGUGCCUCAUACCCAGCCAGUAGCAGUUUUACAUCAGAUGCCACAUACGCAGCCAGUAUCAGUUUCACCCAUGUCACGUACCCAACCAGCUGUACCAGAGGUCACAUCAAUGGCAAUUGGUGAAGUUGCUUUAGUAAAGGUGUUAAAUAUCAAUCAUUCUAAUAUAAAUGAUUAAAUAUAUUGGUUGUUUCAAGUCUCCACAAGUAGAGGUACUCAGAUGUUGUUUUUUUGCUAUCAUUCAUCUAAAACAUUAAAUAUCUACUCUGAAUUUGUUCUGUUUUUGCAAAUGUCACACACAGUCUGUGAUUUAGCAAAGUCAAAGUAAAUGGACCUCAUCCAUCUAGGYAUAAAAAUUUAGUCAUCAUUUCAGAUCAUAUGUCACUGAUCUCCAGAGAGAUAAGAUUCUUUUUCUGAGUUUUAUCCUGAGAUUUAUGUGUCUUGCCACGCAUAACCAUUAAAUAAUGAAAUGAUACUCUAGGGAACGUGGACAUAUGGUCUGACAAUUAAUAGUGAUUAGAYGUAUCAGAUUUAUAUACUUUCAUUCACACACACCUUGUGUUUCCUCAAACGUUUUUUCAGUUAUUUCUUGCCUCUUUGAUUCCAAAAGACAUGCUAUCCUUCUGCUCUGACAGAUGUAUUAUACAUAAGAAUCUGUUCCUGAUAAGGAACACACAUUUAUAUCCAGGGUUUGAUAGCUGAAGGAAUAACAAUGAAAAGAAUAACAUAUAACUUUGCGUAGUUUCAGAAAAUAUCAAUACCUCCCAAAGUAUUUCACAAGAGAAGGGUUCUUGAGAUUUUGUGAAGGGCAUUUUGUGUAGUACCUGAAAAUCAGGGCCCUGCUGAAAAUGUCUCUUACCUCCACUAUCAAGAGGAAAUUUUACAACAACAAAACUAAGGGGUGGAUAAUAAGGAGGAGAAUAUAUCUGAUAAUGCUCAAAAUGUACCAGGUGAUUUCGUUUCUUUCAUCUGGAACGCAAUUAGCCAAUCAGAGAACAUUUGAUUUCUUCAUAGCUCAAUAUUUCCUAGCUCCAGGUUUUCGGCUCAAAUAACAGCUUUUACUUGAAAGUAAAAAAAAAAUAUUAUAAUAUAUUAUGUCUUUUAGAAAGAGCAUAUUUCGUCAUUGUUGGUGGAAAAUAUUUCACUUUGGUAAAAUUUAAAGAUGAUACAAAACACUUGGAAAUCUUUGCAAUGACAAACAGUGCAUCGUGCCUAUAGAUUCUGAAUCACCUGGUAUGAAAUUUUUAUUUUGUAGAACUUCAGCUUUUAUUAAAUAUAUUUAUUCUGGACCAAUAUUACUAUAGCUAGUUAGACCCAUAUUGUAUAAGCAUGCAUUAACCAAUCAUAUAGUUAGUUUCACACCUUGCAAACACAUUUAGUUCCAAUUGUAUUUGUUUAAUACUAUCAUAUGACUCUUUAAAUAUACAUCAAUGCAAAUAAA
Messenger RNA from Actinia tenebrosa (Australian red waratah sea anemone), 2153 nucleotides. RefSeq lists its product as uncharacterized. Gene Ontology annotation, molecular function: sequence-specific DNA binding. Lineage: Eukaryota; Metazoa; Cnidaria; Anthozoa; Actiniaria; Actiniidae. The record is from RefSeq and is a predicted model, not a curated record.